Coregonus sp. 'balchen' is the source of this 3994-nucleotide messenger RNA. The record is from the annotation of a GenBank genome assembly. Lineage: Eukaryota; Metazoa; Chordata; Actinopteri; Salmoniformes; Salmonidae.
CACUAGCUAGUUAGCAAGGGAUGUUUUACGUUGCAUGUGUUAGCUAUAUAUCGUGCUAGAACUAGAAAGUAUUGGAAUUAGAAGAAAGUUUGCAUAUUGUUUUAAAAGCUAGCUAUCUACCUUUUCUCAUUGUUGAGUAGCUUGCAUUUAGCAGCUUGGUACUGCUAAUUAGCUAACGUUAGCCCGCUAGCAGCUAGCUAAUCUGGAGAAGCUAUCAACACAAGAGAAGGGGAGAUGUUUAAAGCAAAAAUACUUUUAAUUGGACCAAGUGAGGUAAGACGAAAGAGCUAUUUUCUGCAACCUUGGGCUUGUGUGUAUAUAUUUUUGUGGCUGGCUUGAGCUGGCUAGCAUUGAUUAAUUGUUUGGAUUCGUUGGUAAGAUGUAGCCUGGGUGCGAGUCUGUUUCUGCUUUCUUUGACAACUCCUUAUGGAAUUGGCAUUCCAAACACUCUCUUGACAAUUACAGCAAUGGAGUUGACAAGAGUACAAACAGAUGUGGGACCAGUCUAGGUUAGAUGGGUUGUAAUACAAGAUAUUGCUAGCUAUCUCUCCAGUGAAAAUUGAUGAAACAGAUCUUCCAAUGUGUUUCAGUCUGGAAAAACUGUUCUAGCCAACUUUCUCUCUGACACAGUGGAGACAGUAGGAGGGGAGUACUGUCCUACUCAAGGUGUCAGGUAAAUUGAAGACUCAUAUCUCCCAGUCCCAGCAUCAGAUUAUUUGUCAAUCAAUCAUUCAGCAAAAGCUUGGUAGAUGUCUACAACUCCAAAUGAUGGCUUGUGCACCAUUUAACCAUUGUUGUGUUGUUCCAAGGAUACUGGAGUUCGAAUCUCAGAAUGAGGGAAGUGGGGACAAAUCCUGGACAUGUGAGGUGGAACUUUGGGACUGUGCUGGUGAUUUCAAGUAAGGACCAAUAGGGCUAUUUCAAACACUUUUCAAGCCCAUUUCACAGUUGAACUGUACAUCUAACACAGAAACUCGCUCACAGAAUUAGUCAAAUAACCGGUUCAGUAGUGUAAUUUAUUAAUCUGGCCAUCAUCAUUCACAGCAAAACAAGAGUACUGCAUUGCAGUUAUGUCAAUCGAAUCAAAGCUACCAUUCUACCAACUACUCUUCUGAUGCAGGUUUGAGUCAUGCUGGCCAGCGUUGAUGAAAGACUCCAACGGUGUGGUGAUAGUGUUCAACCCAGACAUGCCACGCCACCUAACGGAAGUAGAGACAUGGUACUCCAUGUUCAUCUCCUCACAGGGGCUGCAGGACAGCCAGUGUCUGCUGAUGGCCCACCACAAGCCUGGCAGUGGAGUAGAUAACGGACGACCCAACCUAGGUAGGACUAAUUAUCAACAAGCUUGUUACAUUAUGUAUCUUUUUUUCUAGUGCACUGUGUAGGAGCGUCUUUCCUUUGAAUGACAUAUAUUUCCAAUGCCCCUGCUGCUAAAGGAACCUUGUUCGAGUACAGUCGUGGUCAAAAGUUGAGAAUGACACAAGUAUUGGUCUUCAAAGUUUGCUGCUUCAGUGUUUUUAGAUAUUUUUGUCAGAUGUUACUAUGGUAUACUGAAGUAUAAUUACAAGCAUUCCAUAAGGGUUAAAGGCUUUUAUUGACAAAUACAUUAAGUUUAUGCAGAGUCAAUAUUUGCAGUGUUGACCCUUCUUUUUCAAGACCUCUACAAUUCGCCCUGGCAUGCUGUCAAUUAACUUCUGGGCCACAUCCUGACUGAUGGCAGCCCAUUCUUGCAUAAUCAAUGCUUGGAGUUUGUGGGUUUUUGUUUGUCCACCUGCCUCUUGAGGAUUGACCACAAGUUCUCAAUGGGAUUAAGGUCUGGGGAGUUUCCUGGCCAUGGACCCAACAUUUCGAUGUUUUUUGUUCCCCAAGCCACUUAGUUUUCACUUUUCCCUUAUGGCAAGGUGCUCCAUCAUGCUAGAAAAGGCAUUGUUUGUCACCAAACUGUUCUUGGAUGGUUGGGAGAAGUUGCUCUCAGAGGAUGUCUUGGUACCAUUCUUUAUUUAUGGCUGUGUUCUUAGGCAAAAUUGUGAGUGAGCCCACUCCCUUGGCUGAGAAGCAACCCCACACAUGAAUGGUCUCAGGAUGCUUUACUGUUGGCAUGACACAGGACUGAUGGUAGCGCUUACCUUGUCUUCUCCGGACAAGCUUUUUUCCGGAUGCCCCAAACAAUCGGAAAGGGGAUUCAUCAGAGAAAAUGACUUUCCCCAGUCCUCAGCAGUCCAAUCCCUGUACCUUUUGCACAAUAUCAAUCUGUCCCUGAUGUUUUUCCUGGAGAGAAGUGGCUUCCUCGCUGACCUUCUUGACACCAGGCCAUCCUCCAAAAGUCUUCGCCUCACUGUGCUUGCAGAUGCACUCACACCUGCCUGCUGCCAUUCCUGAGCAAGCUCCGCAGUGGUGGUGCCCCGAUCCCGCAGCUGAAUCAACUUUAGGAGACGGUCCUGGCGCUUGCUGGACUUUCUUGUGCGCCCUGAAGCCUUCUUCACAACAAUUGAACCUCUCUCCUUGAAGUUCUUGAUGAUCUGAUAAAUGGUUGAUUUAGGUGCAAUCUUACUAGCAGCAAUAUCCUUGCGUGUGAAGCCCUUUUUGUGCAAAGCAAUGAUGACGGCACAUGUUUCCUUGCAGGUAACCAUGGUUAACAGAGGAAGAACAAUGAUUUCAAGCACCACCCUCCUUUUAAAGCUUCCAGUCUGUUAUUUCUAACUCAGUCAGCAUGACAGAGUGAUCUCCAGCCUUGUCCUCGUCAACACUCUCACCUGUGUUAACGAGAGAAUCACUGACAUGAUGUCAGCUGGUCCUUUUGUGGCAGGGCUGAAAUGCAGUGGAAAUGUUUUUUUGGGGAUCAAGUUCAUUUUCAUGGCAAAGAGGGACUUUGCAGUUAAUUGCAAUUCAUCUGAUCACUCUUCAUAACAUUCUGGAGUAUAUGCAAAUUGCCAUCAUAAAAACUGAGGCAGCAGACUUGGUGAAAAUGUACGUGUCAUUCUCAAAACUUGACCACGACUGUACAUGCCAUUUGUCAUCAUGCCACUUAAGGACCAAUGUAGCAGUUCUCAAUAUCAAAUCAUUUCUGGAUAACAAUUAAGUACCUUACUGUUGUUUUUUUCCAAAUAAAAUGGUCAUAAAUAGCUUCUUAGCAAAUAGCAAUUUCUCGAGCAAGAUUUUAGCUAGGACUGUCUGAGUGAGGGACCUAAUUGGAUGAGCCUAAUGGGAGGUAUAUAAAACCUGAAAACUAGCUGUUAUUGGUCUAUUAACUUAUACCACCUAGUGAUGUCACCAGGAAGGCCAAAACUCCAUCCCACCAAAACAGGCGGAAAUUUCAGGCAGUCUUUUAAAACAGCCCUUAAACUAAAACGACAAUGUCAUUUUCACAGUAUAUUAUUGCAACCUGUGUAGAAAAAUAUAUAAAACACAGGAAAUCACAUUUGACUGUACUGGGCUUUUAAAGCCAGGACAUACACCACUGCUUUUCAAUUCAUACCAAUAAUGAGGACACAAUUGUCAGUUGGAUUUCUUUCACAUGUUUUUGUGUGUGUGUGUAGCUUCGCAUUUGAACAGGUUACCAUUGAGUCACUCUAACCUGGAGGAAGAUCCUGAGGGUGUGCGCCAGGGGUUCCGCAGGUACUUGGAGAACAUUGUGCAAACACUGUCAGAGAGCCGGGAGCGAGAGGAGAUGUCUAUCAUUACUUAAUAUCGUCCCAAACCCAAGCUUCAUCUAUCGAAGGUUGGAUUUAGACUCCACUUGACACUUUCUGUAGUCAAAGGCUCUGCAAACGCUUUGUGACUUCACCACGCACAGGAAUGUCUAACUUUAACCAAUCAGCAUACAGCUGCAUUUGUGCUUUUACUAAACAUAAUUCUACCCCCUUUCCAGAGUUGAGGUGGCAAAAGUAACCAGAAAUUAAAUCUUUGUCAACCUUCAACUGCACUUGGAUUUUGUGUGUGUAUACAAAUUGUUGAAAUGUCUACUUUUAUAAAUACACUGAACAAAAAUAAACGC